Messenger RNA from Culex quinquefasciatus (southern house mosquito), 1014 nucleotides. RefSeq lists its product as uncharacterized. Bases 163 to 858 code for a protein of 231 amino acids. NCBI's taxonomy places the organism in Eukaryota, Metazoa, Arthropoda, Insecta, Diptera, Culicidae. The record is from RefSeq and is a predicted model, not a curated record. The transcript is spliced from 3 exons.
GCUUUUAGUAGUAGUACUAGUACAAGUGUCGUUCGUACACAGAGUGUAAAUAAAACAUUUUGCAAUAGUUGAUACAGCUGACUGAACUCGAACUGCGGCAGUGGUUUAAAUGGACAUCUAUAUGGAUUUGUUUCUCGACCUCCAAGAUUGCAUCGAUCCGGAAUGAUUCGAUUCUCGCUGUUCAAGCUGGUGGCGCUGAUUUUCCUGUGCCUGGGCUUCUACUACAUCGCCCGGUGGCAGAUCAUUUUACAUAACAAUGGCACUGGUUCCACCGGGGUACAGCAGCGGUUCCUGCACACCUGCAACCUGUCCGAAGCGUACCGGAACGAGCUGGAGCAGUUGUUUGAUAGGGUUCACAAGAUUUUGGACCGGCAAAGCAUAACGCACAUCCUGUGCUACGGAACGCUCUGGGGUCAGAUCCGGAUGGCGAAGAUGCUGCCGUGGCGUCGGAAGGCCGAGUUCUGCGUGUUCAACGAGGAGUUGAUGGCUCGCGAAGAGGCACGCUUCUUGCGGUUGUUCUACAGCCACAACCUGAAGAUUUACUACAUCCACUCCGAAGGGCUGUACCGGAUCUUUUCGGACAAUCCGGACGUAUCGCCGUACGUCGAGCUGGUGGUGUUCCAGCGGGACGAUGCGCAAUCGAUGUACAAGCGGGUUGGUUGGAGGCGACGCCUGAUGCCACCACACUGCGAUUGGACGCCUUCGCUGGACUGUUUCCCCAGCCAUCUGUUGGAAAAGGUAUUGCCCCGGCGGAAGUUGGGCCAUUUCUUUUACCAUGUUCCAAUGGGAGGCAUUGAGCUGCAAAAGUAUCACUACGCGCAGAAUUGGUGGAAAGACGUGCGAGUAUUCAACUGUUGAGGCGUUAGGAGUUCACGGGGAAGAAAAUUUAAUGUGUUCGGAUUAAAUAGUUUAUGCUAGGGAUUGUUUAAUGACAUUUAAAAGUUCAUGAUCGCAGAAGUUUUGUUUUCGCUUAAGGUUAAUUGUAUUUUCGAAAUCAAAUAAAUCAAUAAAACA